Molecule: messenger RNA, 1518 nt
Organism: Nothobranchius furzeri (turquoise killifish)
Lineage: Eukaryota; Metazoa; Chordata; Actinopteri; Cyprinodontiformes; Nothobranchiidae
Biological process (GO): ubiquitin-dependent protein catabolic process; protein ubiquitination
Molecular function (GO): ubiquitin protein ligase activity
Source: RefSeq, a predicted model, not a curated record
GUGUACCAAAUAUUUUGAUAUUUUCCCACUAAGUAAACACAGGGAGAUGGAUGUGUUUAUCAGAUCUAUAAAUGAGCAGCUGAGGUGUUUUCAGCUCAUGUGACACAGAUCCUAUAAGCAGGUGUAAUCUUUCUCCUCCUCCUCAUUCUGGCGAGAGUAACCGGAUUAACCCGGCUUCAGGUCAGAGCUGCACUCACAGCAAAGACUAAAACAGAAGGAAAACAACAACUUCACGAAGAGCAGGUCAAUUAUCUCUGUGCUGAGGCUUCAUGGAUCUGCAGCAAGCAGACAAAAUCUGCAGUCUGGAUGAAGGUUUCUUUCUCUUCCUCUUCUGCCACCUGCUGAUCACCUGCUACGUCUGGAGCUAAAGCUAUACCCUGCAGGUGUUUAGAUGGACAUUCAGCAUCACGGUGAACCUGGUUUCAAAGUGUCUAAAAGUUGGAUUUAGCAGCAGGAACAUUCUUUCACCAUGGAUCCAGACAGAGAAGAGGAUGUGUUCUCAGAUGCUGAAGACCUGUUCUGCCUACGAGAUGACCUGGAGGAAGAGGAGGAAGAGCAAGAGGUUGGAGAAGAAGAUGCCAGGAUCUUCAACAUAUGGACGCAGCAGUACAGAGGAGGUGAACGACAGAAGAAGCAGGAGCAACAAGCAGAACAGGAGGAGGGAGAAGAGGAGGAAGAGGAAGAAGAAUCAGAGGAUGGAAGACCUGAAAGCAAGUGCAGCUUAGAGCUACCAGCCCAGAUGAGAUCUGGCCGCCGGUCGUCACUGCCAUGCCCGGCUACCCUCACAGCCAUGCAACUGUCCCACCUACAUUCAUCCACAUGUGCUCCAGUGACAGCGAGGGUUCUGCUGCGACGCUCCUCCUCUCGUCGCCUCCUUCCCUCCCCUCAGGAAGACAUCAUCCCACCACUUGAGCAAAGACCGUUACCCAUACCUCCCAUUCCUGAGGCUGUUCCACCUGAGAGGCGGGGCCAAUUCAGGAGGCGUAACGUUAUGUCGCUGAGUGAUGCAUAUAGUACAUGUCUGAUCUGUCACAACAACCUGAAACAAGGAUCCGGUGGUAACAGAGAGCUGCAAUGCACACACACCUUCCACAAGGAGUGCAUAGAGGAGUGGUUGUGGACGAAACAGUCCUGUCCAACGUGUCAUGUUCAAGUGUCCAUGCCACAGCCUGUCUACUGGAACUCCACCAGGGUCAAAGUCCCCUGAGACCUCCUAUAAACUCAACUAUGUCUCCAUCAGAGUCAUCUGAAGGCUUCAUCCCAAGAUCAGAGGAUGGAGAAAACAUCCUGGGUCACACUGACAGAGGAUGGAGAAAAGUCAGUUCUUGGAAACCAAAGCUGAGCUGUUGUUGACUGCUAGUCCCAAACCCACCUGCUUUUUCAUUCAUCUCCAGCUGACCCUUUUAAACGGGUAACAACUGUUUAAAGAAGACACAAACUACAAAGAAGGGACUUUUCAUGAUACCAGUCUGUGAAAGUUGUUGGAAAUAUUAAUGGACCCUAAAGGACAACUGUGUC